Thamnophis elegans (Western terrestrial garter snake) is the source of this 1720-nucleotide messenger RNA. It is a transcript of the gene FUCA1, whose product is annotated as alpha-L-fucosidase 1. Lineage: Eukaryota; Metazoa; Chordata; Lepidosauria; Squamata; Natricidae. Gene Ontology annotation, cellular component: lysosome. Gene Ontology annotation, biological process: glycoside catabolic process; fucose metabolic process. The record is from RefSeq and is a predicted model, not a curated record. Bases 42 to 1430 code for a protein of 462 amino acids. The transcript is spliced from 8 exons. Gene Ontology annotation, molecular function: alpha-L-fucosidase activity.
CAGCGGCCAAUGGCGGUGGGCGUGGCCACCGAGCGGGCGCGAUGGCUGCCGAAGGGCUUCGGCUGCUGCAGCCGCUGCUGCUGCUGCUCUUCUUCUCUUGCCGCGGGGCUUUAACGCGGAACUCCGCGGGGCCGCGCUACUCCCCCGAGUGGCCCAGCCUGGAUGCGCGCCCCCUGCCUGGCUGGUUCGACGCGGCCAAGGUCGGGGUCUUCGUGCACUGGGGGGUCUUCUCGGUGCCCGCCUGGGGCUCGGAGUGGUUCUGGUGGCACUGGAAGGGCGAGCUCCAGCCCGGCUACGAGAGCUUCGUCCGCCGGCACUUCCCUCCGGGCACCUCCUACGCCGACUUCGCCCCGCGCUUCUCCGCCGUCGACUUCCAGCCAGAGGAGUGGGCGCAGCUCUUCCAGGACGCCGGGGCCAGGUAUGUGGUGUUUACCUCUAAGCAUCAUGAAGGCUUCACCAACUGGGGGUCGAAAGCAUCCUGGAAUUGGAAUUCAGUGGAUACUGGUCCCCACCGUGACCUGGUUGGUGAAUUGGGAGAGGCUGUCCGAAAAAGAAACAUAUCCUUUGGACUGUAUCACUCCCUUUUUGAAUGGUUUCAUCCAUUGUAUUUACUGGACAAAAAAAAUAGCUUCAAGAGCCAGUUUUUUGUCUCUGAGAAGACUCUUCCAGAACUCUAUGAACUUGUUUUAAGGUACAAGCCGGACCUUAUUUGGUCGGAUGGCGAUUGGGAAGCUCCAGAUACAUAUUGGAAUUCAACUUCCUUCCUUGCCUGGCUAUACAAUGAUAGCCCAGUUAAGGAUACCGUGGUGGUGAACGAUCGAUGGGGCGCCAAUUGCUCCUGCAAACAUGGGGGCUACUACAACUGCCAGGAUAAAUUCGAGCCCAGCUCUCUUCUAGACCACAAGUGGGAGAUGUGCACCUCUCUUGACAUAAGGUCAUGGGGAUAUCGCAGCAACAUGCAAGUUUUUGACAUCAUGAAUGAGUUCACCAUUAUUCAGCAACUGGUGCAUACUGUCAGUUACGGAGGAAAUUAUCUUCUCAAUGUGGGGCCCACCAAAGAAGGACAGAUUGCUCCAAUUUUCCAAGAGAGGCUCCGGGCCCUUGGCCUGUGGCUGAAGGUGAACGGGGAGGCCAUAUAUGAAUCCAAGCCUUGGCGGACGCAGAAGGAGAACCGCAGUGAGGAGACCUGGUACACUUCAAAGGGACCGGCAGUCUAUGCUAUUUUCUUGGUGUGGCCAAAAGACAGUGUGCUGACUCUUUCAUCACCUGUUGUGUCUGCAAGUACUCAAAUCACCAUGUUGGGAUUCUCCAAGCCUUUAAAAUGGCAGUCAUCACCACAACAGGAAUUGCAGGUCUUGUUGCCCUCAGAAAACCGCUGGCUUCUCCCAUUCGAGCACGGCUGGGCCGUGAAACUACUUGGAGUAUCCUGAUGGGAAAUUUGGAAAGGAAUCGCAGAAUGACUGACUGUACUUUUUAUCUCAUGCUUAAACCUGGUGAUUAAGGGAGCCUAAACAAAUCUGAAAGAAGCUUCACUUAAAGAAGGCUUUAGCAUUUCCAGGCUGGCCAUCCUUGUGCUUACCAUUUUCAAAAGGAUGGUUGUAAAUUAAGAUAUCCAGUUGGAGGUAACCUCGAUAUAAGGCACAAAGCCAAAAUAUUACUAUGAUACUUUGAAACUUUGCUUCAAUGGAAAGAAAGAUGUCUCAGGGGAAUUAUAUUUUCU